Porites evermanni is the source of this 1135-nucleotide messenger RNA. The record is from the annotation of a GenBank genome assembly. Lineage: Eukaryota; Metazoa; Cnidaria; Anthozoa; Scleractinia; Poritidae.
AUGUCUUUGAACCGUAACACUGACAAGGCUGUUAGUCUUCUGAGAGAAGCAGCUAGUUUGCUCGCUGGAGACCGAGAGUCUGACGACACGGCUGUUUCAACUGCAGGAAGAGUUGUUACAGGGACUGAAACAGUGGUGACGAACUCUGUAUCCAGUUCGAGUCAUGACCAAAACCGGGUGCUUCAAAAUUUCAGGUCACUGUUUUCUGGCUACCGAACAACUAACCCUGGUACCUCAACCUUUCCCAAAAGGUCAGAGUCGAAAUCUUUUCCUCCAGCGAAAAGAAGCCGGUCGUCACAUAGAGGAGGAUACUAUCGAGUUCGAGAGACCUGGACGCGGGAAUUCGUAUGUAUGGCGAACAAAGAUAGUCAAUCAGUACCAACUAAGGCAGAUAAAUUAACCCUGCUUGCAGCAGGUUUGGGCCGCAAGAAGCUAACGUUUGGAAACAGAGACGACGCUCCAACUUUCAAAAGAAAAAUGGAAGAUGCAUACCCGAAACUAAAAGAGGGUGGUGGAUUCGAACUACUCAGGAGUGGCGCAAGGCCAGGUGAGUUACUCCUUAUUAAGCCUCCUCCUUCUGGCUACACUGUUCCAUUUCUCAGGGAUGGAGCUGGGUUGGACCAGGCUCUUAUUUAUAUAAGGCCUAUUCAAGAAAACCUUGACGAGACUGAGGUGAAACAAGAAGUGGUGAGUCUGUAAUUAUGCAUUCAUCUAAAGCCCUGCAGGAUAGUUUCCCCCAGGUCUCCUUCCCCUGUGGGCACCUCCAACGCUAUCCUAAAAUUAUUCUGCAUAAGCACCCCAGGUAAUUAUUUGAGGAUUUACAGUAGUUAAAUUUAAUGAAUAGAAACUGCUCAAAGCUUCAAGUUCAACCCCAUAUGUUUAUUAUGCAUGCAGUAAUCUCAUACUAUUUCACAUAAAUAGUUUAAUAUGAACAUGCAUGCAUAAUAAAAUUAAUGUAUGGGGUUGUACGGAAAUCUUACCCUCCAAGUUAUCUGUCUUUAAACGUUGAAAUUAUUCUGUUAAUUUUCAGGAAGAAAGUGAUGCACUGGCUCUUGUUCCAUGUUUGGCUUGUGGAAAAUCAGUCUCAAUGUCAUUGCUCAGAGAGCAUCACCAGAAAUGUUCAGCACAAAGGUUU